This is a messenger RNA of Malassezia restricta, 696 nucleotides long. RefSeq names its product tether containing UBX domain for GLUT4. The record is from RefSeq and is a predicted model, not a curated record. The transcript is spliced from 4 exons. Lineage: Eukaryota; Fungi; Basidiomycota; Malasseziomycetes; Malasseziales; Malasseziaceae. Gene Ontology annotation, molecular function: protein binding. Bases 1 to 696 code for a protein of 231 amino acids.
AUGCACCCACACCUCGACGCCGGAACGACUACGCCGAUCGCUGUAUACCGCCCACCGGAUCGUCGCGAAUACGCCACGCCCCCGCCUGAGUCUGACGACUUCGAACCUACUGCCGCGGAGCUGCGUGCGGCCUUUUCAGGUGCGAUUGCCGGGCGGCAUGGACCGCAUGCACCCCUGAUGACUAGUGCCAUGCGUGAAAAGUACGACAGGGAGCAUGGAAAGUCCAAAAAGCAGUAUGAUUUCAUUCGCAUUCGCGUACGAUUCUCCGAUCGGACGCAGAUUGAGCGAACAUUCCCUCACAAUGCUACGAUCCUCGAUGUAUACGAUGCCGUUGACCAUGUCUUAUGGGAGGAACACGAUCACGGCACGUAUGUGCUCUUCCAGUCCCCCCCACGUCGCAACUUUCCACGGACACAUACGACCGACACACUUCGCUCGCUCGGAUUUGCGCCGGCUGCCGUGCUUAGUAUUCAAUGGUCCAAUCCCUCCAAAAAUGCUGCUCACAUUCCGGCCCCCAUUAAGCCAGAGUAUGCGGCGCAGGCGCGCGAUAUGCCAGCGCCAUACCAGGCCAGCACCAACAUACCCUCUGUCCGCCCUUCGAGCUCGGAUGCCCCAUCGUCAGAUGCACAGGAGGCGCGCGCCAGGCGAAAGUUUCCCAAGUGGUUCAAGGGCACAGGCGGGGCCCUCUCGAGAUAG